Vigna unguiculata (cowpea) is the source of this 3159-nucleotide messenger RNA. RefSeq names its product protein kinase family protein / protein phosphatase 2C (PP2C) family protein. Gene Ontology annotation, biological process: protein phosphorylation. Gene Ontology annotation, molecular function: ATP binding; protein serine/threonine kinase activity. The record is from RefSeq and is a predicted model, not a curated record. NCBI's taxonomy places the organism in Eukaryota, Viridiplantae, Streptophyta, Magnoliopsida, Fabales, Fabaceae.
GCGGCAGGAGGUGGGUGGAGUGUUUAAUUUUUUUGAAGUCUCUUCUCUACUCUGUGCCAGACUUAUUCCUUCAUUCCUCUCACACUCUCUUCUCCUCCUCCUCCACCACCCGCGUUUUGGGAAACCAGAAGAGAGCACCCUCGUUUCUCCUCCACCCACGUCGCUGGCCAAGAAACACGAAGGCAGAGUGCAGGCCAUUCACGGCGUCUCCUUUCUCCUCCACCGUGACAUCCACCACGUCGCUGGCAGGGGCAGCAGCGCCACCAUCGGACUGCGAUUGACGAACGAUUUCAACCGCCACGACCACCACGAACACAGCUUCCCAACAGUCACUGUCACCGUGCAAAGUCUCCGUCGCCGUCACAGUGCGAAGUCCCGUCGUCGUCACCCUGCGACGUCGCCGUCGUCGUCACCGUGCGACGUCGCCGCCGUCGUCACCGUGCGACGUCGCCGCCGUCGUCACCGUGCGACGUCGCCGCCGUCGUCACCGUGCGAAGUUGCUGUCCCAUCACCAUGCGAAGCUGUCGUCGCCGUAACCGUGCGAAGUCGCCUCGUCAAGGUCGCGUGUUGUUUCUGUGCUCUUCGUUUGCUAGGUCUCAUUGUGGUACCUUCGUUGUCGAAACAGUCCAUCUCUUAUAUGCUUUCUCCAUUUGAAGGAGUUAAGUGCGAUUGAUGUUGCACGUGUUCCACCAUUCAAUUUCCAAGCAGAGCAAAAUCUUCUAUCUCAGUCAAUUUCCAUUUGUGUCAAAUUUGACCCUUGUUCGCUCCGGACCAGAGACAGCACAAGAAGGGAAGAUCCUUUUGUUUUUGUUUUGCAGAGGUUUUCAUUCUUGGAAAGACUUUUGGAUAGGUAAUAUCCAUCUUCUGUGCAUCCUUCCAAGCAGCCACACAAGAGCAAUGGGAAUAGAGAUUGUGGAGCCUAACACAUGCAUCAGGGGUUGCUGCACCAACCCCUCUAUUCCCCUUCAUCUCCCUCCAGCUUCUUAUACUCUCCUCUCUCCUAUUGCUCGAGGGGCUGAGAGUGUUGUUUAUGAAGGGACUUUGGAUGGCACGAGGGUUGCUGUGAAGAAACCCAUCUUGUCAACUUCAGAAGACAUUAAUAAGUUUCAUAAAGAAUUGCAAUUGCUGUGCAAGUUAGAUCACCCGGGAAUAGCGACAUUGAUUGCGGCGCAUGCAAAACCGCCCAAUUACAUGUUUUUCUUCAAGUUAUAUGAAUCUCGGAAUCUUGCACAGAAGUUGCAUGUAGAAGAGUGGAUACCUACUCUCAAUGAUGCACUUAUGAUGGCAAUGCAAUUAGCCAAGGCUUUGCAAUAUCUGCAUAACCUCGGGAUUGUGCAUAGAGAUGUGAAACCGGCAAAUAUUCUCCUUGACAAAAGUCUUUGUCCACACCUCACAGAUUUUGGUUUGGCAGAAUACAAGAAUGAUCUUAAGGGAGUUUCUGUUCAGAAUUGGAAGUCUUCUGGAAAGCCUACUGGUGGUUUCCACAAAAAGAAUAUGGUUGGAACACUCAUUUACAUGGCACCUGAAAUAUUAAGAAAGGAGUUACAUACAGAAAAAUCUGAUGUAUACAGUUUCGGGAUAUCAAUCAACGAACUCCUUACUGGUGUUGUGCCGUAUACAGAUCUUCGUACAGAAGCUCAAGCUCACACAGUGCUUGAAAUGAACUAUACAGAGCAGCAACUAACAGCAGCUGUUGUUUCUUAUGGAUUACGGCCCGUACUUGCUACUGAGGACUUGGGUAUACCGUCCAGAUUAUUAUCAAUGAUUAACAACUGCUGGGAAGGAAAUCCUAAUAACAGACCCACUUUUGAUGAAAUAGUCAAGGAACUUGAUUUGAUUAUGGAGCACUGCAAAUUAAAGAAGGCAGAAGAUAUUUAUGUCAGACCUGUUAACUUGCAUGUUGAUCAACCUGUGGACAAGACUGAACACCUUCAGGCUUAUCAAGAGAGUUUUAGUUGGUCCACUCGUGGUGAACUUUUGACUGCCUCUAGUGCAAAUAAUUCUGGUUUGAUAACUAGGUGUGAGUUUUAUGACAAGGCUUCUGUAUACCACCCAAUACUGUCUUGGGGAUCUUAUGCUACCUGUGGGAGAAGGGAGACUAUGGAGGAUACACAUUUCAUUCUGCCCCGUAUUUGUGAUGAGAAGGAUGUCUAUGCUUUUGGCAUCUUUGAUGGCCAUAGGGGUGCAGCUGCUGCUGAGUUUUCUUCUAGAGCUGUACCAGCUGUUUUGCAGACUUCAGGUUUUAUGGGCAGUCCUGCUAAUGCACUAGUGGAAGCAUUCAUUAGGACAGAUGCUGCCUUCAGAAAAGAGCUUGAUUCUUAUCGCAAAUCCAACAGAUGUAUCCAGAAGGACUGGCAUCCUGGGUGUACAGCCAUUGCUGCUCUUAUAGUCAGAAACAAGCUAUUUGUUGCUAACGUUGGUGAUUGCAGGGCAAUCAUAUGUCGUGCUGGUAAUCCAAUUUCCUUAAGUAAGGAUCACGUUGCAAGCUGUCCUCAAGAGAGAGAACGUGUUAUUCGUCAAGGGGGGCAUGUACAUUGGCAAGUUGACACUUGGAGGGUUGGUCUUCCUGCACUUCAGGUUACACGUUCUAUUGGCGAUGAUGAUCUGAAGCCUGCUGUCACUGCAGAACCUGAGAUAACUGAAAAUACCUUGUGCCCAGAUGAUGAGUUUCUGGUCAUGGCUAGUGAUGGCCUGUGGGAUGUGAUAAGCAGUACAGAGGUCAUAAAUAUCAUAAAAGAUACUGUUAAAGAGGCUGGAAUGUGUUCUAAGAGGUUGGCUACUGAAGCAGUGGAACGUGGCAGCAAAGAUAACAUAACAGUUAUCGUUGUUUUCUUACGUCCUGUGUCCACAGCAGAGAGAAUUUAUUAGCAAUACCUUCAUUUUGAAUGCUCUGAGACUUGUCACAAAUGGUAUGUGCUUGUGUAUUCAUUCAUUGAACUAAUAAAUACGUGUAUGUGUUCUUCCUUCACCUCCUCCAUUUUGGAUGAUGAUUUAGAACUAUCUUGCCUUUAUGAGUAUGGUUAUGUUUAGAACUCAGUGAUCAUCUAGUCAAGCUGUUCAAACCUAGACAUGACAUCAUCUUAGACUAUCAAACUACUUUUGAAAAGUUUUGUAAUAUAGUUUUGGGACUCAACCUCGAAAUGAUAUUUAAUUGUUUCA